This is a messenger RNA of Arabis nemorensis, 837 nucleotides long. NCBI's taxonomy places the organism in Eukaryota, Viridiplantae, Streptophyta, Magnoliopsida, Brassicales, Brassicaceae. The record is from the annotation of a GenBank genome assembly.
AUGAACGAAGCUCCCAUACUUAGAAAAACAUCUCAAAUCUUUGGAGAGAAAUCGAAGAGUUUCUGCUUGUUCCCGAGGCGUGAUAAUGCCUAUAAUAUCAAAACCUUCAUUCCUUUGCUCAUAUCUUCGUUUCUCCAAAAAAGGUUUAGCUUUCAUUGUUUAUUGAUCCGCCGCCGUGCUCCUCUUCUGCCGUCGAUUUUAUAUGAAUUUUCCGGCGAUUGUUUGAAGAAUCCGGUCAAUCUUCAAGUUGUUCUUCGACUUGUUCUGGAGGAAACCCGGAUCGUUAGUUGGUUUGAGGGUUUAGUAUCCGAGAUCGAUCCGUUUCUCUGUCUAGAUCCUCAAACAAAUUUGGUCAUGUUGUUUCAGAGUUCGAAUGAAUCCUUUGCUCCUAGCGGUUCAUCACCUUCAAGCGAGCCGAUCCACGCCGAUUCGUUCAACUCAUCGAUUGACGCCGACACAACUUCUUCAUCUCUAGGGGCGGUGAGCCGCUUAUCAUUUCCCAUUCUAGAAGCGGCGAGCCGCUCGUCUUCUCCUGAUUUGGAAGCGGCGAGCCGGUUACACCUUCAUCUCCUCCAGUGUUUCGGUGGAUCCGACAAUGACGAGUCGUUGGAAGAAGAACAUUCCCUUGGUUUUGGCAACAAUCCUUCGCAUCUUGGGAGGAAAAUUGUGCUCUCUCCUGAUUUCCAUGAAGCAGGUAGUGGCACCACAAAUCCCUUCGAAAUUGGAGUCCCUUCGCUAAUUGACGAGUCCUUGGAUAUAACGGCUAACCCCUUCGAAGAAAUAAAAGCGGAAGAAAUAAGUGGAAAUUCGAUCCGCUCUUCGAGAAGCACCGAUUAG